AUGUUCAGGAGAAGUUUGGUGCUUGCCAGACGUGCCUCAUUGCUGAGAUGUGCUCUGCUUCGGCCUGUCGCUUCCGUCAUUAGCACUCGUUUCUACGCAGCAUCCAAGACUGUGCCCUUCACCGCUGAGACGUACAAAGAUAAGGUCCAGAGAGAUCCACGUUAUAAAAAUUUGGAGGAAAAGGAUGUCAGCUUUUUCCGUCUGGUUUUGGAAAAUGAUAACUACGUUGUCACUGGUACAGAGGAUCUUGACUUCUUCAAUGAGGACUGGAUGAGAAAGUACAAGGGCCAAUCCAAAUUGGUCUUGAAGCCCAAAACGACAGAGCAGGUUUCCGAAAUCUUGAAAUACUGUAACGAGCAGAAGCUUGCUGUUGUUCCUCAGGGAGGUAACACCGGUUUGGUGGGUGGCUCAAACCCUGUGUUUGAUGAGAUCAUCAUUUCCCUCGCUAACAUGAGCAAAGUGAGAUCCUUCGAUGAUGUCAGUGGUAUCUUGAAAUGCGAUGCUGGUUUGAUCUUGGAGAACGCUGACAAUUUUUUGGCCGAAAACGGAUACAUCUUCCCUCUCGAUUUGGGUGCUAAGGGUUCUUGUCAUGUCGGUGGUGUGGUUGCAACAAACGCUGGCGGUCUCAGAUUGUUGAGAUACGGUUCUUUGCAUGGCUCUGUCCUCGGUUUAGAAGCUGUCUUGCCUGAUGGAACUAUUUACAACUCCAUGGAUGCUUUGAGAAAGGAUAACACAGGUUACGACUUGAAGCAAUUAUUUAUUGGUUCUGAAGGUACUUUGGGAAUCAUCACUGGUGUUUCGAUCUUGUGUCCUUCUAGACCCACCGCUACCAAUGUUGCCUUCUUGGCUGUCUCUUCAUAUGAAGCCGUUCAGAAAGUCUUUGUUGGUGCCCGUAAGGAGCUUUCUGAGAUUCUUUCUGCUUUCGAAUUCAUGGAUUCCAAGUCUCAGCUUUUGACUGCUCGUUACUUAAAGGCCGACCACCCAAUCGAGUCGGGCGAGUACCCCUUCUAUGUCUUGAUUGAAACCAGUGGCUCAAACAGAGACCAUGACAUGGAAAAACUUGAAACCUUCUUGGGAAAUGCUAUGGAGGAUGGUCUCGUCGACGAUGGUAUCAUCGCCCAAGAUGAGACCCAGCUUCGUAACUUAUGGACGUGGAGAGAGUCUAUUCCAGAGGCCUCUGCCCAUGCUGGUGGUGUCUACAAGUACGAUGUUUCCAUUCCUUUGGCCAACUUGUAUGCCUUGGUUGACGACGCUUCUGAGAGAUUGGCUGCCGCUGACUUGGUGGACUUUAACGAUGAAUCCAAGCCUGUGGUUGAAGCCAUCGGAUACGGACAUUUGGGUGAUGGUAACCUUCAUUUGAACGUCUGCGUGCGUGAAUACAGAAAGGACAUUGAACAACAGUUGGAACCAUUCGUUUACGAGUGGAUUAAGGAAAAUAAGGGCUCCAUUUCUGCUGAGCAUGGUCUUGGUUUCCAGAAAAAGAACUACAUUGGGUACUCCAAGAAUGACAUCGAGAUCAAGAUGAUCAAGGAUGUGAAGAACCAUUAUGAUCCUAAUGGUAUUCUCAAUCCAUAUAAAUAUAUCUAA
This is a messenger RNA of Candidozyma haemuli, 1587 nucleotides long. RefSeq names its product D-lactate dehydrogenase (gene AIP2). Gene Ontology annotation, molecular function: FAD binding; catalytic activity. Gene Ontology annotation, cellular component: mitochondrion. NCBI's taxonomy places the organism in Eukaryota, Fungi, Ascomycota, Pichiomycetes, Serinales, Metschnikowiaceae. The transcript has a single exon. Bases 1 to 1587 code for a protein of 528 amino acids. The record is from RefSeq and is a predicted model, not a curated record.